AUGGACGAGGCCAUGAUCACGGGGCAAAUCAAAUCCCGUCUCGUCUCCAAAGGCGUUGAUGACAUUGUCAUUUGGGCGGCACCAUGGUGCAUGGUCUUCGAGGCCACGCACGUUGGCAGUGAGGAUGCUCAACUGUCAAAGGCGCCCAUCCAGCAAGACAAGCUGGCGGGGCGCUUUGUGUCAGGCAUCGUAUUGCUGCUGGCCGUGCUUAACAAGACGGGCACGCUGACGGUUGGAUCUCCACAAGUCAUGCGAUUGUGGCGCACGGCGGCGCUGUAUCCUGCGACGGACCUCAAGACGGUCUCUGGUCGGAGCAUCUCAGCAACCGUGGACAGCAAACCCAUUGCCAUUGGCAUGCCCAUUCGGCAGACGAUGCACGAAGAUGAGGAGACGCGUGGCUACAUGGUCGUUGUGUGCUCGGCAGACGGCAAGCUUCUGCCUGGGCUACGUUUGGUCUCGCUGACACGUGCAAGCCCUCGAGGCGAAGAAGGCGGUGCGCCUGCUGCGCCAGCAUGCCUGACCAUGGCCAUGCUCACGGGCGACAAGGAGGGCACUGCGCGAUCCAUUGGAGACAGAGGUUGGCAUCGACACCGUGCUCGCAGCAGCGUGCAGGAGAUGGAGGCGAAAGGGCGAGGUGGUGGUGAUGCCAUCCACUGGUCGUGGCAAGUGGCCACCUCUUCAGCAACGCCAACGACGGACGUGCACGCGAUCCGCGAAAUCACCAGCGUCCACGUUUCGGAGAUCCAAUCCAUGGCAACAGCCGCCACUUCGGCACCUUCUGUUGUGGUCCUGUGGCAUCAUUUUGAUGAGGGCGAUGGCUUGAUCGGCACCAUCAGCGUGCCUGCGAGCGGAGAGCAGCACCUGCUUGUGUCGGAAGGCCGGCAGUUUUGGCGGCCACGAUCGAUCAGAGGCAACGGCAGCGUGCACCAGCCCCGCGAUGGUGAGCGUGUUUUGACCACGUACAUCCUGGAGCAGUGGAGCAUGACAUUUGUUGCCGUUGUGUUGUGGAGCAUGCGAGGCUGGCAGCCCAUCACACAGCACAACGCCGGCCAGUGCAAGCUUCGAGUCAGCCACUUGGACACGCGACGCCAAGCACGUUCUCCUGUAUGGCCGAGCUUCGCGGUGCCAGCUGCCUUUGCUGAGCUGGAGCGAGCCGUGCGCAUGUUCCAUGUCACCGUGAGCACUGCCGUCGAAGAUGCCAAGACAGACACGCCGCUGUCUCUGUUGUCGUUUGCGGCCAACAAGGCCAGCCACGCGCCCGCACUCCGUGCCAUCUUCAGCACCUCCACCAGCGUGUCCUGGCUCGACUACAGCAUGGUGCACUGCGUCGUGGACAAGGUGUGUGAAGCCAUCAGGGCCUUCAACCAAGGAGGGCAACAAGCCCUGGCAGCGAAGCCCUGGUCACAGCGCGCGUCCCUGACGCACACCCUCGUCGCAGACAUCAUUCUGCUUGUGUGCACGUUUCCAAGCGAGCUUGAGCUUGCGACGUCCACUGCCGACAAGCAGUACAACCACCAGCAGCGGGCAUGA
Molecule: messenger RNA, 1530 nt
Organism: Salpingoeca rosetta
Lineage: Eukaryota; Choanoflagellata; Craspedida; Salpingoecidae
Exons: 8
Coding region: 1-1530 (509 amino acids)
Source: RefSeq, a predicted model, not a curated record